Molecule: messenger RNA, 887 nt
Organism: Paramecium pentaurelia
Lineage: Eukaryota; Ciliophora; Oligohymenophorea; Peniculida; Parameciidae
Source: the annotation of a GenBank genome assembly
AUGAUUAUUUUAUUUUGUUUCUUUAUAUUAGCUUUAUCUGAUUGUUCUAGUAAUCCCUUCACACCCUAAUAUUUAAAUCUACUACAUAAUCUCGAAAUAGAUGUAAAACAAUACAAUACUUAUAUAUUGACUACACCUAAAGAUUAAGUACUUAAAUUCUCAAUUAUAAUUAGACAUUAACCAUAUGUUCAAAAAUGAAUUCCUAAUCUUGUUGUACAACUGAAACUGAGACAUUCUUUCAAUCUAUUAUUUCUAAAUAUCAAUCUAAAUUGUUAGACAAUAAUAGUGAAUUAUAAAACUUAUUGAAGUCAUUUGAAUCAGAUAUUAAAAUAUGUGGAUUAUUAAAUAAUACUUCAUUUGAAAAUUCUUAUAUUGGAUCAGAUAGUAUAGAUAAUUAUAAAUUGUAAUUAUAAUAAUUAGCUAAACUAUAAGCUGGAUUUUUGUAAGGAAAUCUAUGUAUAUUAUGUGCAGCAUCAAAUGAUACAAAAUUUAUAUAGAACAAUAAAAUAAUUGCAUUAAAAUCUAAUUAUGACACUUAUAUAAAUAACCUUAUUAAUUAAUAUGACUCUUUGUAAAGUCAGAUUAUCAAUUUUAAAUAGUUUGUUUUGGAUUAUUAUUUAAAUUAUACAGAUACAUUGAAUUGUAGUAGUGUUUUAGAAGAGUUUCUAUAAUCUUGGUAAAAUGUAGUGGUGUGUCCAGGAAAUAAUUGUGAAUCAUAUAUAAAAAAUACAAUUUAACCUUUAGGUUUUAGACAAUUAUUGGCUGAUGAUUAUUAUAUAUUCAGUGAAACAGAUGGAAUAGAUGUAUAUAUAGAAGUAACUGGAGAAUUAAUAGCAUUAAAGAAUUUAAUAGUUAUUUUGACUAUAACAUUUAUACUAUUGUUAUGA